CGAUUAAACCGGAUGAAAUAUAUCACAGGGAAUAACAUUUUUAUGACCGCCCAGCAGUAACUCUAUUCAGCUGAAUAGACGUCGGUGAUUGGUUGAAAUUACAGAAAUACGACAACUUUAACAUGGAAUAACUUGCGAUGUACGUUUUUUUGUUAAGAAGACUAAGAGUAAAAGAUAUUUUAUAUGACACAUUCUACCAGUGUCCCAAGUUUCAAAGUGUUUCGUUAGUGUUUCGUUAAGAAAAUACUGGUGCCCCCGUUUUGAAAUAGAUCCACAUUCUACCAGUGUCCGAAGUUUGAAAGUGUUUAGUCACAAAGAAUUAAUUUCUCGAUCUGCCGUUCAAAGGGUAAAGAUCCCAAGAAUACACACACACGGACGGUGUUCAGCAGGUGGAACAAGUAUUCAAUUAUUGGCUGAAUUUUGACCGAUAAAUCUGUUUCCUUGCAAAGUUUCGUGAAAUACCAGUAAGAAUUGAAACAAAGUCGCUGCAGUGACAUUGCAAUCAAUUCUUUAUAUAUCUGUGCGACUCUGUUUCUAGCCCUCACUCUUUCUCCUUUUUUUUCUCUCUCUCUCGCCCUCUUACUUCUAUUUCUAGACUUUCUCCUUUCUCCUCCCUUCCCUUGUUUUGUCUCUGUUGCUCUUUCUCCAUCUCUCUUUCCUUCUUUCUCCUCUGCCUGCUGCUGACAUGUGACUUGUAACCAGCCUUUCUUUCUUUCUCUCCUUUUUUCAUUUCUGGUUGCAUAGUUGACCUGUCUUACAUUUCUGUGAACAGAAACCUUAAACUCAUCCUCCGUGGCAAAAAUACCUCACUUCGUAUACUCCUCGCUUUUCAUUGCAUGGGUUCAAGAUCAAAAAGUACAAAAACAAAAUCAAGAACAAUAACUCCAGUGAGCAAGCUGUAUAUUCAUGCGUGCUCUCCCUUCGAGUAGAAACUAUCGAAAAUGGCUACCGAACACUAGUCAACGUGUGUGUAUUGGGAUGAUCCAGCAAGCUUUGGAAACCACAUGAUCUCACGUUCGGGCCCAUUUCAUAAUAUGUAUAUUUUCAGUAUGUAUUUUUUCGUGCUUUUCCAAAAAAAAAAAAUAACAUAUCAAAAUUCGAAAUAUCUUGGAAUAAUCUGGAAAAGGGUUGAUGAAAUGUUGCAGAGACACAUUUACAGCAAUGUAGAUUACGAUUAUGUUGAUAAAAUUUUAAAAAACUGAUGAGGCUUUUAUAUCAUUGUCUUCACCUGGUCUUUGUUUCCUGUUUGUUUCAGAUUGAAUUACAAAUAUAAACGAUGUUGCAUCCUAAAUAAGGCAAACGGAAAUUGAUGCAAAAUAAUCAGUUAUGUAGUUUUCGUUUCGGCAGAAGAUUGAGCGAAAUGGCAGAUCCUAGUAUUACUGAUUGGUCAGUCUUACCAAUUGAUGAAGAUUCUGUAAAUAUAACUUGGAUGACCGGCAAUGGAACUUCUGAAUAUGAAAACUUUUACUUUCUUGAAUAUAGGAAAAUGGGUGACAAUUUCACAGAAAAUUCUUUGGAGUUUACCAUGCAACAAUGGCAGGUUUUAUCAAAUUUAACAUCUGGCCUUUGGUAUGAAUUCCGAGUUGUUAUGGUACAGAAUGGACUGGAAUUUCCGAGUGACUGGAAAACAUUAAUUCUUCCUAUUACAUCAGGUGAACUGGAUUUGGAUUUUCUUCAAACUACUUGGUUCUUGGUGAUGAUGAUUGCUAUUUUUGUGCUUCUUCUAGUUCUCAUCCUUGUUUGUAUCAUCAAGUGUGAUAAAGGCAGCAAAUACUAUGUGAAAGAUGAUUGCCUUUCUAAUGAUGAAGAAGAACAGAAAACUGAAGUCAAUGAUACUGAGGCAAGUGAAAAGGAUAGUUUAGAUGAAUACAAGUCAACAGCUACUGGCCAAUUCAAUGAAGAAGGAUCGAUAAUUAAGGAUUGAUAUAUUGUUACAUACAAUCCUGACGUGUUCAAGAAGCAAACCUCGGUGGCAUAUAAUCAACAGCUGUUUAAAAUGUAUUUGAUACAACUAAUGUAUUAAAUUGAUUUCUUCAAAUUUAGAAA
Octopus bimaculoides (California two-spot octopus) is the source of this 2046-nucleotide messenger RNA. RefSeq lists its product as uncharacterized. Gene Ontology annotation, molecular function: protein binding. The record is from RefSeq and is a predicted model, not a curated record. Lineage: Eukaryota; Metazoa; Mollusca; Cephalopoda; Octopoda; Octopodidae.